Molecule: messenger RNA, 2269 nt
Organism: Tuber melanosporum (Perigord truffle)
Lineage: Eukaryota; Fungi; Ascomycota; Pezizomycetes; Pezizales; Tuberaceae
Exons: 5
Coding region: 1202-2269 (355 amino acids)
Source: RefSeq, a predicted model, not a curated record
CACCGCGAUCCGAGAAGCACCGCAUGGUAACUAAUUGUGGUCUACCGCCGCAUGAAAUAACAUAGGAGGAAGGAUCAACGAGCAGGCCAAACAUAAUCACUGUUUGCCAAGGCACUUUCAGUGUGCUGUUCGUGGGCCUCAACGACUCUACUAGUACCGGGGACAGUGACAGCGGAGACGGCCUGCAAUGCUGCGACAGAAUAUUCGAAACACCGCCCUCUUUACUCUCGCUGCACAGUGGGCACUCCGGGCCGGGAUUCCUCACAUACGGCACCGUCACCCUGGAAGUUCUCGACUACCGGUAUAGUGUACGAGUGGAAGUAAGCCGCAGGAGAUCAAGAACCCAAUUUCUAGGAGAGGAAAGGAAAUAUAUUUAAUUAAAGUUCCCAACCCCCCCCCUCCCCAAAUGCUACUAGCCCUCGGAAGCGGUUCGCUAACCAUCUCUUUCUAUUGCUCGGAAGAAACAGGUUGGGAUAAAUGUUUACAAUUUCCCUGGAGACAUAUCCGAUAAUAGCCAUCUAAAUGGAUAUCGUUCUGUUGUUUUCGAUAGGUACCGUAUUGUUCUUGGGGUAUACAAGGAACGGUAUGAGAACUUUACGGACGCGGCUGUGCCGUACUGAUAAUGCUUUCAAUUUUACUGUAAGAGCUGACAAAGGAAAGCUAACAUAGCAGAGUAGAACGCUGAUGCUACAUAGCUUAUGAAACGUUUAUUUGUUUGAGUCGGUGUCGUGGCCUUACCGGGGCGUCGGUGGUGUGAAAGAAGCACCGUAUUGCUUCUGUGGUUCGGCCCUCUUUUUAAGGGCGUUCUGGUUUUAGCAUGCUAUCAUAGAAUUAUUAUAGCUAGUAUGAUACUAAAUUUGGGCCGUAGGGUUGUAGCACUGGUAUUGAGAGAAGUCCAUAAUAUUAUGCGAUAUGGUGGAGGGAAAUCCCAACGAUAUAGCCUUGGACCGGGGAUGUAAUACGGCAGUCUGCAUGUGCCAAUAUUUGAAAUAUAUUGUCAUUCUGUGCGGGUAGUAUGGUCUCUACGGGUACCGUAUUGAAUUCCAGCAAUGCUGAACUAGAUUGCUUGGCACCGACAGGGGAGCUUUGAGGCUAGCGCCUGAGAUGGGCGAAGGAGAACUUACCCGGACGAAGUUCGAUAGUAUCAGUGAACCUCAUUUAAACAACAACCUCUAGAGCUCGGCCAGCGUUCUUGACCAAUAUGCUCGUCGACUACUCUGAUAGCGAAUCCGACUCAGGAGAUCAAAAACCCGAACCACCCCCCCAAAGCCCCCCGGUCUCUAGAAAAACAGGACUGUCCGCCCUUCUUCCAAAGCCAAAAGAGUCACAGAAAACUGGUCAGGAUGGCGACAUUGUGGCUACUGGCCCAAGAAAGUUUAUUGUUAACCUCCCGAAGCUCGAUACGCAGGGCGACGAUGCAGAUGGCCCACCAGCGAAAAAGAUACGGACUGGCGGAGGCGGUUCUGGAUUAAGCGCAAUGUUGCCUGCCCCAAAAAGAUCAGGGGCUACAGUGAGGGUUGAUCCCAAACCAUCACCUUCUCCGAUUGAGCAUGGGGCGGAUAGAGUGUCAGAAGAAGCUGUGAAAGAGCAGGAUCCAGCUAGCCGGACUAUUGGCGGCACAACUAUGUUCGUGCCACAGUCAGUAUCUAGAAAACCUAUUCAACCAGCAAGCGCAUUCAAGAAGUCGUCGGGGACUGGAGCAGUGAAGCCCAGAAGCCAAGUGCCCACCAAAGUUUCCCUAUUUGGAGCAGGAACAAACUCUUCUACGUCAAAUAAGUCAAAUAAAAAGACUUUGCCUACCGGAGAAUAUAAGCCUAUAAUGGUUUCUGCAGCAAAACCAGUCAGGCUGUGGGAUGCGGAUGGCAAUGGAGGAGACCCUUAUAGCGUUGGAGAUGAUGUCUUGGUAAUAGCUACCGAUGGGGAGGCUUCCUACCAAGCUUUGACUGAUCAUGGCGAUGCACCUGAGGACCUUGACGCAAUCGCUCGGCAGGCAGGAUUGGAUGAUUCUGCUAUGCGCCAGCUCUAUGGUCGUCGUGGUCGACAGGAUGCGCCAAUCAACAUAUCUACAUUUAGUGUUGAUGAGGAUCAGGAGUAUUGCGCCAGGGAAACAUCAAUUGUCUUCUCUGCUCAAUGCUGCGCAAGCGCAGAGGGGCGCAUUGGAGGAAAGCUUUGCUCAGGGAAAAAGAAACAAAAGGGAGGCUGGCUCAAAAUAUGGAUGGUAGCCAGCGGUGUAAUAUACGGGUCGGUUGCAAAAAAGUAUUGUUUUUAA